UAAAAAAGAAGAUCAGUCCUGUAAUUAUAUGAAUUAUCCAUCCUAAUUUUCGGCCCAUUUCGAAUUCUGAAUGCCCUCCACUCCAGUUGGACCUGUAAUUGUGCUUCUAAUCGUCUUUGCGGCCCAUAUUUUGAACACAGGACGAUGUCUAUCGCAAUUCACUCUCACCAUUGCCACACUCUCCUCACAAGCUGCAAGAACUUAAGAGGCCUUAUCCAAAUCCAUGCCUCCUUUAUCAAAUCUGGCGUCGAUACGAAUUCUUACUUCACCGGAAAACUAAUCCUACAAUGUGCAAUCUCUAUUCCCGACGCUCUACCUUACGCUCGCCGUCUCUUGCUCUGUUUUCCUCAUCCUGAUGCCUUCAUGUUCAACGCUCUCAUCCGAGGCUACUCUGAAUCCCACGAACCGCACAAUUCCGUCGCGGCGUUUGUUGAGAUGAUGAGGAAAGGUCUCGUCUUUCCAGAUAGCUUCUCCUUUGCGUUCGUCGUCAAGGCUGCGGCGAGUUUCCAAUCUCUGAGGACCGGAUUUCAGAUGCAUUGUCAAGCUUUGAAGCAUGGACUCGAUUCGCAUUUGUUCGUUGCCACUACCUUGAUCAGCUUGUACGGUGAAUGCAGGUGUGUGGAGUUUGCUCGCAAGGUGUUCAAUGAAAUGCGUCAGCCGAAUUUGGUUGCGUGGAACGCUGUUGUCACGGCUUGUUUCAGGGGGAACGAUGUUGCGGCAGCCAAAGAAAUCUUUGAUAAGAUGUUGGUGAGGGAUCACAUGUCAUGGAACGUGAUGCUUGCUGGGUACACUAAAGCAGGGGAGCUUGAGAGUGCUAAACGUGUGUUCUCGGAAAUGCCUCUGAAGGAUGAUGUCUCUUGGAGUACUAUGAUCGUUGGGUUUGCUCAUAAUGGAAGUUUCAAUGAGGCUUUCUCGUAUUUCAAGGAGUUGAGACGAGCAGAGAUGAGACCAAAUGAAGUAAGCCUGACCGGAGUUCUCUCUGCAUGUUCGCAAUCCGGGGCAUUUGAGUUUGGGAAGACAUUACACGGGUUUUUAGAAAAAACAGGGUAUUGUUGGAUAAUUUCGGUAAGAAAUGCGCUUAUUGAUAUGUAUUCUAGGUGUGGUAAUGUCGCAAUGGCUAAGUUAGUAUUUGAAGGUAUGCCAGAGAAGAGAAGUAUUGUAUCUUGGACAUCAAUGAUUGCUGGCUUAGCAAUGCAUGGUCACGGAGAAGAAGCUAUUAGAUUCUUCAAUGAAAUGACUCAAUCUGGUGUUAGGCCAGACGGGAUAGCUUUCAUUUCGCUUUUGUAUGCUUGCAGUCAUGGUGGACUGAUUAAAGAAGGUGAAUAUUACUUUUCAAAGAUGAAGAGAGUUUACCACAUAGAACCAGAGAUUGAACACUAUGGUUGUAUGGUUGAUUUAUAUGGCCGAUCUGGAAAACUCAAAAAGGCUUACAAUUUCAUAUGCCAAAUGCCAAUUUCACCAACUGCCAUAGUGUGGCGGACUCUUCUUGGGGCCUGCAGUAGUCAUGGGAAUACCGAAUUAGCCGAGCAAGUAAAACAAAGGCUUAAUGAGCUUGACCCAAAUAACUCGGGGGAUCUUGUUCUUUUGUCGAAUGUUUAUGCUACUGUAGGUAAAUGGAAGGAUGUUGCUUCUAUCAGAAAGUCAAUGAUUGUCCAUAAGAUCAAGAAGAUAACUGGUUGGAGCAUGGUUGAAGUUGGGAAAGCCAUGUAUAAGUUCACUGCAGGCGAGAAAAAGAAGGGAAUCAAUGUAGAGGCCCACGAGAAGCUAAAGGAAGUAAUCUUGAGGCUUAAAGAUGAAUCUGGGUAUGCCCCGGAAGUUGCAAAUGCUUUAUAUGAUAUAGAAGAAGAAGAAAAGGAGGAUCAAGUGAGUAAACACAGUGAGAAGCUUGCUCUUGCAUUUGCUCUAGCUAGAUUGUCUAAAGGAGCAAAUAUCAGGAUAGUGAAGAAUCUGAGAAUUUGUAGAGAUUGUCACGCUGUUAUGAAGCUGACGUCGAGAGUUUAUGGAGUAGAAAUUUUGGUCAGAGACAGGAAUCGCUUUCAUUCAUUCAAGGACGGUUCUUGCUCAUGUCGUGACUAUUGGUAACAGUUCUGAGCAGAAAAGUCUCAAACUAUAAACCACUUUAUUAUCUAAGCUUCCACUAGCAACCUCAUCACUAGAGACUUUUUACAGCCAACACAAAGUUUUAGAAGUUUCUACAAGGGUCUUCAUUUGUGGUUAACAUUAUCUUGAGGUUGUGGGUUAUUU
This is a messenger RNA of Eutrema salsugineum, 2244 nucleotides long. RefSeq names its product pentatricopeptide repeat-containing protein At1g74630. The coding region runs from base 145 to 2082 and encodes 645 amino acids. The transcript has 2 exons. Gene Ontology annotation, biological process: RNA modification. Gene Ontology annotation, molecular function: zinc ion binding; RNA binding; protein binding. NCBI's taxonomy places the organism in Eukaryota, Viridiplantae, Streptophyta, Magnoliopsida, Brassicales, Brassicaceae. The record is from RefSeq and is a predicted model, not a curated record.